Argiope bruennichi is the source of this 1394-nucleotide messenger RNA. RefSeq names its product protein BANP-like. The coding region runs from base 443 to 1360 and encodes 305 amino acids. The transcript has 10 exons. Gene Ontology annotation, biological process: protein localization to nucleus; negative regulation of protein catabolic process. Gene Ontology annotation, molecular function: DNA binding. NCBI's taxonomy places the organism in Eukaryota, Metazoa, Arthropoda, Arachnida, Araneae, Araneidae. The record is from RefSeq and is a predicted model, not a curated record.
GUUGUGCUUUAGAUGCUAGUGUGAAUGAAUAAGCUAGAGAAUUUUCUAACAGAAUAGUGGGUUGAAGUUGACGGUGUUCCACAACGCUUUCGAUUUCAUCUCGAUUUUUAAUUUCAGUAAAUGCACAGAAUUCUCUCUCUGUUGUGAUAUUUGCUAAAUCCAAUAAAAAUUAGCUUUUCGAAUAUUACUGAUUUAUUUUUAAGUCAGAGAUGAAACUAAUUAUUUUUAAAUAUUUUAAUUAAUAUUUAACCACCUGUCUGUUUUUACAACUAUAUUCUUGAAAUGACUGAUAUUCCUGCUGUAGUAUAUAUUAAAACUACACGCUUAGAUGGUCCAGAAUCUUCUAAAACUGGCAUUUGGACAUUGAUAUAACCUUUUCUUCCUCCAACUAAUAAUAUCAUUAUCCAUCCACAGCAAGCCAGAAAGCAACAGAGAUGCUAAUAUGGAGCCUGCAAUGAAAAAAAUGAAAAUCAGUAGAUUAAGGGAAAAUGACAAAGACUGUGAAUCUUUAAAGAAUUUCUUAAUAAAUUUCAAUAAAGAAAUUACUGGAAAGUUAGACUCCAUUGAAAGACAAGUGGAUAUCUUAUCUGAAAAUUAUGAUGUCCUUGGGAAAAAAGUUGAAGAUUUAUCUUUAAUUGUUUCAAAGCAAGUUGAAACUUUAGUCAUGAAUGGAGAUCAUAUGUUAAAUGAAAAUGGUGCUGUCCCUGUUUCAUCAAAAGUUACCUUUAUCACCCUAAAUAGAGAAGAAGACUAUCCUAAUGGAACAUGGUUGGGAGAUCCAGAUAAUCCUGAACGUAGAGUACGUUGUCAUAUUACCCCAACGGAACUUUUUCAUAUUCAUACAACUUGUCCCACAGCCGAGAAAAUGGCUCUCACUUUGUUGGACUAUUUAUUUGAUCGGGAGACUCAAGCUUGCUCAAAUAUCUCUGGCAUGGGCAAACACAAGAAGAAGCAACUUGAUCCUCUUUAUGUUUAUGGACUGAAAUGCCAUUUGAAUUUUAACUUCGGCAUAACAGAACAAGAUUGGAAUAAAAUUAAACAGAAUUUGGAUUCAAAAUGCCGCACAGCUUUCAGAAGAAAAAUCAAAGGCUUGCCUCUGACACCAAAGGGCACUCAUCACGGAGAAAAGGAGGCCAGACGAGAUGAUCUGCAUUUUUCAGAUUCUAUUUCACAGAAUUCUAUUGAAAACGGUGAUCAGCUCUCGAACGAAAGCAUCACAUUCCAAAUAAUCAAAUCAGAAAAUGAAGCACACCUUCUCGAGAGAGCCAUUAAAGAAGCCAAGGGCGAUUUUCAGAUACUGCAUGCAACAGCUGAAGAAGUAGCGAAGAUUCAGCAGACUCAUUCACUUCAAUUGACAUGAAAAUUAUCAUUAAUAAAGGUUUUUUUAUUUUGCA